Molecule: messenger RNA, 1510 nt
Organism: Cherax quadricarinatus
Lineage: Eukaryota; Metazoa; Arthropoda; Malacostraca; Decapoda; Parastacidae
Biological process (GO): protein peptidyl-prolyl isomerization
Cellular component (GO): endoplasmic reticulum
Molecular function (GO): peptidyl-prolyl cis-trans isomerase activity
Source: RefSeq, a predicted model, not a curated record
AUGCAGCGACUUGCAUGUAUAUAUAUGGUUGUGAUGUGCACUUGGGUGGUAGCGGCGCAGCGGGAGCAGCAACAGCAGCAGCAGCAGCAGCAGCAGCAGCAGGCACAGCUCAAGGUAGAGGUGCUAAGCAGACCCAGCACCUGCCGGGUACAGUCAACAGGCGGGGACAAGAUACAGGUUCAUUAUGUUGGUCGUCUCACUGACGGCAAAAUCUUUGACCAAAGUGCAACGCGCGGGGAGCCCUUUGAGUUCCGGCUGGGGUCUGGACAGGUGAUCAAGGGCUGGGACCUUGGUCUGGAGGGUAUGUGUGUGAGUGAGCGACGCAGACUUACCAUACCACCUAACCUGGCUUAUGGCAAGAAGGGCGCAGGAGGAGUCAUACCCCCAGACGCCACACUGAUCUUCGAGGUGGAGCUGGUGCAGCUGCCAGAUAAGGUGGUGAUAGUGGACGAGGAACCUGAGCGUCGACCAGCACCUACACCAGAGGUCUCCACAUCUCCCACCAAGCUGGUGUCACAGACAUUAGUGCGACCUGCAACAUGCUCUAGUCUGGCCACCACUGGUGAUACAGUCAGUGUCCACUACACUGGUCAGCUCAUAGAUGCCAAGAAAUUUGACUCUAGCCUGGAUCGUGGGGAGCCCUUCGUGUUUAAGCUCGGGGAGGGCGCAGUGAUCCGUGGGUGGGAGGAAGGUGUAGCUGGUAUGUGUGUUGGAGAGAGUCGUCUACUGGUAGUUCCACCUCACCUGGCGUAUGGCAAGAGAGGCGUCGGAAAUGUUAUACCCCCAGAUGCGACUCUCAUCUUUACUGUCCAGCUGCUGAAGAUCAACUGAUGUGAGUUGGCUCCUUGUGAGCUGCCUUGUGAGCUGCCUUGUGAGCUGCCUUGUGAGCUGCCUUGUGAGCUGCCUUUUGAGCCUAUAUCUUCACAUUACCUGCUAGCCUUGUUACAUGUUACCUUUUUGCUGUUGCAUUUUGUUAAUUGUUUAAAUUCUUUGCUACGCUACAAUUAUACAUUAAAAAAAGUUCCCCUUUCAUUGCAUCCGCCAAGUUUUUAUGUUCUCAGAAUAAUAUUAAUAGUGUAAUUAAUACUAAUUACUAUUGGUUGCGCAAUGAACACUAGUCAGUGGAAACAGGGAGGUAAAAUAUCACAUUUACAGAGAGGAAAUUACUGAGAAGUUAUGUCUGUGAAAGAGUUUUCUUCAGUCAGUAACCGAAGAGGACUGUUUACCUGGCGAAAUGUUCUGGUGAUGCUCCUUUCUGCGCGUAUUUCUUUUUCAUCAUUAGGUUAGGUAAGGUUCGUCAGGUAACAGGACAAGUGUUUCCUGACGUAGGAGGUUUUGGUCAUCUAACCGAGGACUUCCGCUGGCUUACCGGUUCACCCCUUUAAAAAUUAUGGUCAAUUAUAACCAUUUAGUUUUUUUUUCACCAUUAUUGUUUUUGUUUCAUUUGUCUGCAAUAGAAACAUAGAUAUACAUUUGAGACAGUAAAUAAAAAAGUUGUAUUAUUUCGUCC